Molecule: messenger RNA, 514 nt
Organism: Monopterus albus (swamp eel)
Lineage: Eukaryota; Metazoa; Chordata; Actinopteri; Synbranchiformes; Synbranchidae
Product: fatty acid desaturase 2-like
Exons: 4
Biological process (GO): lipid metabolic process
Cellular component (GO): membrane
Molecular function (GO): oxidoreductase activity, acting on paired donors, with oxidation of a pair of donors resulting in the reduction of molecular oxygen to two molecules of water
Source: RefSeq, a predicted model, not a curated record
GGAGCUUCUGCCAACUGGUGGAAUCAUCGACAUUUCCAGCAUCAUGCUAAACCCAACAUCUUCCGUAAGGACCCUGAUAUCAGCCUGUUGGACAUGUUUGUACUUGGAACCACUCAACCGGUAGAGUAUGGCAUUAAAAAGAUCAAACGUUUUCCCUAUAAUCGCCAACACCAGUACUUCUUUCUUGUGGCGCCACCGCUGCUCAUUCCAGUUUUCUACAACUAUCAUAUAAUGCACACCAUGAUCACCCGCCGUGACUGGGUGGAUAUGGCUUGGGCCUUGACAUUCUAUCUUCGCUACUUCUGGUGUUAUGUACCCCUGUAUGGUCUGCUUGGCGCAUUGGCACUCAUGGCCUUUUUCAGGUAAAACCCCCAAAGAAAUAUUAACUUGUUUUUAUUAGGGAUGUCUCGAUGUAGGGUUUUUUUUUGGCCCUGAAAGUAUCUGCCGGUACCUGUUCCACUCCAGUACUUAUUUUUACUUAGAGAAAAUGUUCAUGAAAUAUCUGUAACACUGU